Molecule: messenger RNA, 2709 nt
Organism: Coccinella septempunctata (seven-spotted ladybird)
Lineage: Eukaryota; Metazoa; Arthropoda; Insecta; Coleoptera; Coccinellidae
Product: ankyrin repeat domain-containing protein 13C
Exons: 10
Coding region: 276-1613 (445 amino acids)
Cellular component (GO): cytoplasm
Molecular function (GO): protein binding
Source: RefSeq, a predicted model, not a curated record
UGUGAGCAUUUCAUUUCUACCCCUACCUUUUGUCAGAAAUUUAUUAUCUGUGGAAAUUUUUUUGAACUACCACCGCGAUUGCUGAUCUGUUAUUGAAAGGAAGGAGGUGAUUAAGGAGAUCGGAUAUUUGAAUUGGUUUUCUUGAGUUUUCCCGUGUGCGUGUUCGUGAUAUGGAUUUUGUUUCGAAUGGUUCAUAAAAAAACGCAGCCCUUUUGUUCUUGCUUGCUUACCGGGGGAAGAUUAUGUGGGUGUUUGAUAAAAAUUGAAAUCGAUUUAUGAAUAUGGCGGAUAUAGAGGAAUAUCCCCUGCAUAAGGCAGUUUUUGAAAAUGAUCUCAAAGAAGUUUCGAGGCUCUUAAGAACUGUAGAAAUAGCAGCUAAAGACAGGCAUGGCAAUACACCAUUGCAUCUGGCUGUUAUGCUUGGGAGAGUUGAAUGUGUCCAAUUACUCCUGAAACAUGAUGCUCCAGUUAAGGUGAAAAAUGGUCUAGGUUGGACAGUAUUAGCCGAAGCAGUGAGCUAUGGAAAUCGGCCUACAAUUUCUUCCCUGGUGAGAAAGUUCAGGCAACAAUCCAGAGAACAGAUGGAAGAGAGACGUCCCAAUUUAGUCGAAGCUUUGAAUAGGAUUAACGAUUUUUAUAUGGAACUAAAGUGGGAUUUUCAGAGUUGGGUGCCCCUUGUUUCUAGAAUACUGCCGUCAGAUAUUUGUAAAAUUUAUAAAAGUGGUGCCAACAUAAGGCUCGAUACGACGCUAGUUGAGUUUUCUGAUAUGCGUUGGGAAAGGGGAGAUAUCUCAUUCAUCUUCAAUGGAUUGGCACCGUCCAAUGAAAGCCUCACUGUCCUAGAUAAUGUACUGAAGGUUUACCAGAAGGUUAAAUAUGAGGAGAAUGAGAUGGAAAUAGAGGACGAAGUCGAUUUGCUCAUGUCCACCGAUAUUUUAGCUGCUCAAAUCUCGACAAAAAGUAUUUCAUUCGCAAGGGCUCAAAGUGGUUGGAUAUUUAGAGAAGAUAGAAAGGAACUAGUGGCUGGCCAGUAUGAUAGUGAACUAUAUACAGUUCACGGUUUAAUGUUAGAAAGUAGAAAGAGAAGGGAACACCUCUCUGCUGAUGAUCUCCAAAAGAACAAAGCCAUUUUAGAAAGUUUUACCAAAGGAAACAAUCUUCAGAAUUUCGACCAAAACGGAAUUUUUCUUUCGUUGCAGCCUUUAAGAAGAACCAGUUUAAUUCCACCUCCAGAUAAAAAUAUCACUUGGGAACAAUAUAUCAGUGCCGAAAUAAAUAAUUAUCCCAGACUGGGAAGAGAUCUUGUUUACAAAGAAUCUACAAAGUCCUUCAAAGCAACUAUAGCGAUGAGUUCAGAUUUUCCCCUCUCUGUCGAUAUGUUAUUGAAUGUUCUGGAAGUCAUAGCGCCGUUCAAACAUUUUUCGAAACUCAGAGACUUCAUAACGUUGAAACUACCGACGGGUUUUCCUGUCAAAGUCGAGAUACCCAUCCUACCUACCGUCACCGCAAAGAUAACCUUCCAGCAUUUCGAAUUCAAAAAUGACAUUUCCAAUACUAUGUUUACCAUUCCUACGACUUACGUCGAAGAUCCUGCCAGAUUUCCUGACUUAUGACGUCCUGAACUGUUGAACUCGUUGGAGAUCGAUUACGCCAAAAAGCCCCAGUUUCUCCUGCCGUACGAUAUUCGACUGUUGAAUAACAACAAUAACGGACCUAAAGGAAAAUUGCAGAAGUGUCGAAAAUGCAUAGACGAUUCGGGGAUUGUCUAUGUCGACACUGAAACUAUAUGCAUGGAGCUGCCUAUGCUUUUCACCCUCGGAAGCAUAUACUCCUCCAACUGUCUACUUUAUUUGGAAUAGACUGAGGUAUAAGAAAUUUCAACUGUCCCACCCUUUUUUUUAAAUCCAGGGACCAAGUCUCCGUAAAGGAUCCCACUCAAUAGAAACGUUUAAUUUAUUCGUUCAGGUAUUGUUUGAUGGAAAACUCCUGUAGUUGUAUAACUAGAUGUGUCUUUAUGUGUUUAAUGGGAGUUUCAUAUUAAAAACCUGGUCUCGUCCAAAAGUUUGGAUCAAAUUAACUCGAAAACGGUUGAAAUUCCUCAUUUUUGCAAUGUGUUCUUUUUUGAAUACUUGCAGAGAUUUCAGUAUCACUUUUUUUACAAACGUAUGAAUUUAGGUAUAAGUCUUUCAAACCAUAUCACUCGAUCUUUGCAGAUUAUUAGGAAAACUUGCACGUAUUUAUGUUACUUCUUUUAUCUCAGCUGUGAUUUUUGUUUUUUAUUUAAUCUAUUUUUUUUAUUUGAUCAGUUCUUAAUUAUUGUUUGGAUUUUGAAAAAGCAGGGUAUGUAUAUGUAUAUUUUGGCAGUUUUGAGACUUCGAAAGCUUGUGUAUUUGAUGUUUUUUUUAAUGUUUCUGAGGCCUACUUUGUGCUAGCUAGAGGUGAUCUUUCUACUAGAUCUCCUUUUUUGAUAUGUUCGAAGUUUCAAUUGAACAGUCAAUAAUAGUUUAAACUCAGAAGUACAACUUCUUAUAGGAUAUUUGUUUAAAAUGUUAAAAACGAUAUUUAUGUAAUGAGAAUUUGAUGACAUUCAAUUGGGUGUAAAUUUCAGAAAAAAAUGAUACAGAGACUAUAAUAUUUGUUGAGAAGGAUUGUCCCUUUUUGAAUUGUUGAAUGUAUAAAAAAAUAAGAACAUUAAAUGAUACUGCUUGA